ACACUCAUAGAAUUUAUCUUCACAAUAUGACAUUAUUACUUGGUUAUUUGCAAAGAGAAGUGUAUUUAAACAUUUACUAUUGAAAUUCAUAAUUUGCCUAAAUUAAAUGGUGAGUCAUGAAGCAAUGCAGGAGUUACUCAGAACAUCAAAUUUUAAAAACCUUUAAUUUGCCCCUUUGCAAAACCUUGGUGUUUACAUCUUUCUUCAGACUGGAGAAGUUGGCAGAAGCUAAUAGGAAUAGAGUAAUCCUAGAAGCUGAGGCAGAAGCAGAAUCAGUACGAGUGCGUGGAGAAGCAGAAGCAUUUGCCAUCGAGGCAAAGGCUCGAGCAGAGGCAGAGCAAAUGGCUAAGAAAGCAGAUGCCUGGAAGGACUACAAGGAAGCUGCCAUGGUCGACAUGCUUCUCGAUACUUUGCCAAAGGUGGCUGCUGAGGUUGCAGCCCCUCUCUCCCAAGCCAAGAAGAUUACAAUGGUAUCCAGUGGACAAGGAGAAAUUGGUGCAGCCAAAUUAACUGGAGAAGUUCUGAGCAUUGUCAGUAGAGUACCAGAAGUGGUCAAGAACCUUACAGGCGUUGACAUCAUAAAGUCUGUCCGUGCCGCUUGAAGAUCUCAUCUGAUGAAUUAUUCUAUUGCAUUUUUCUUCGUUUCAUCAAGUAAUAAGCUGUCAAUAUAUAGGCUAGUCAUACUUCAUUGUACUAUUCUCAUUUGUUUUAUUUUGACAGGUAUUUGUAAUAAGUACAUGUUGUUACAGAUAGCCUUUAUGCAGAGGUUUUGAGUGUGGGAUCCAUAACCAGAAUUCAUUGUAAUUUCCUUGAUGGAAAUGUUGCUAUUUGCAUUUAUUGAUCAGUUUAACAGUACUUUGUGAUUUAACAACUCAGUGAGAGAAUAAAUUAAUACAUUUACUGUCAGCCAUGGAAGCUGCUGAUCAACUGAGUGUGCUCUAGCACCAGUGAAAAUUUAUAAAAUCAUAGCUAGUAAAAAUAUUCAAUUUGUUUCCCUGUAGAUGUUACUCAGAUGUUAUAAAAAACAUCAUAGAUUAUAUUUCAGGCUUUGAAUUACUGAAAUGUGCAUGAUGUUUCAAUAUUUAAUAGAAGUGAUUAUUUUAUAUUUCUAGUGUGUAUUUGUAGCCAUGGCUAUGUAACCUACAAGGUGAAAUGGGGAUUCAUAUUUCUGGCAGUGAAUGUUUUAAUUGGUUAAUCCAGUAAAUGUUGUCUCUUUUUUUUCCCUUGGGAUAUAACUGUCAUUGGACUAUGUCAUUGUUGGUGUAUGUCUGGGCUGAGUUAAGGUCCUUUUAGGCUAUAGGCACUUCUGUUUCAUAGGCCCUAUGGUG
Messenger RNA from Zootermopsis nevadensis, 1328 nucleotides. NCBI's taxonomy places the organism in Eukaryota, Metazoa, Arthropoda, Insecta, Blattodea, Termopsidae. The record is from RefSeq and is a predicted model, not a curated record.